Molecule: messenger RNA, 1282 nt
Organism: Electrophorus electricus (electric eel)
Lineage: Eukaryota; Metazoa; Chordata; Actinopteri; Gymnotiformes; Gymnotidae
Gene: gja2
Product: gap junction protein, alpha 2
Biological process (GO): cell-cell signaling
Cellular component (GO): connexin complex
Molecular function (GO): gap junction channel activity
Source: RefSeq, a predicted model, not a curated record
UAUUAAUAACCUUAUUAAUGAUACUGGUACUCCAUAGAUAUUUACACGUUACUUAAAUGGUGACCAUCUACAUGCAUAUUUACUGGGAUUUAAUGCUGUCUAUGCCCGGGGCGUCUCUCCUGUGACCAGACGUUGUCCUCCUCUGUGUCUCUGUCUCUUCCUGAGGCGUGUGAUGGGCGACUGGAGUUCCCUGGGGAAGCUGUUGGAGAAUGCCCAGGAGCACUCAACCGUAGUGGGCAAGGUCUGGCUGUCCGUCCUCUUCAUCUUCCGCAUCCUGGUGCUGGGUGCGGCGGCGGAGAAGGUGUGGGGCGACGAGCAGUCCGGCUUCACCUGCGACACCAAGCAGCCCGGCUGCCAGAACGUGUGCUACGACAAGACCUUCCCCAUCUCGCACAUCCGCUUCUGGGUCAUGCAGAUCAUCUUCGUGUCCGUGCCCACGCUCAUCUACCUGGGCCAUAUCCUCCACCUGGUGCGGAUGGAGGAGAAGCAGAAGCAGGCAGAGCAGGACCAUGCCUCCGCCUCCGCCGACAAGCAGGCGCUGCUCGGCGGGAAGGUCCGGAAGGCUCCGGUCCGCGACGAGUGGGGGAAGAUCCGCCUGCAGGGGGCGCUACUGCGCACGUACGUGCUAAACAUCAUCUUCAAGACGUUGCUGGAGGUGGCCUUCCUGCUGGCCCAGUACUUCCUGUACGGCUUCGAGCUGAAGCCCAUGUACACGUGUAGCAGCUGGCCUUGCCCGAACACGGUCAACUGCUACAUCUCACGCCCCACCGAGAAGACCGUCUUCAUCCUGUUCAUGCUGGCCGUGGCGUGCGUCUCGCUCCUGCUCAAUCUGGUGGAGAUGUAUCACCUGGGCUUCACCAAGUGCCGCCAGGGCCUGAGGUAUCGCCGGUCCCGCUCGCUCUCCGACUCCAAAGCCCCCAGCGAGGAAGCCGUGGUGCCCUUCGUGGCGGGUUACCCAUACUUCCCCGCCCACGCCCCGCCCCCUGCCCCCUACCCGCCUGAGCACCAGUACAAGCUGACGGAGCCCGGCGGGGCCUUCCCCACCCUCGGUGGCCGCUCCGCCCACAGCCAGAACCGGGAGAACCUCGCCGUGGAGUGUGGCGGCAAGACAGACACCCUGGAGACCAAGCCUGUCAGCAUGGAAACCAGAUCCGACCCCGCCGAAAACCGGGUAAAGAAAACCUCUUGCUCUGCCCCUGGUUCCCCGUACAAUCAACGAAGACCGAGCCACGGUAGUCGCUAUAGCAACAACAAGACCAGACUAGACGACCUGAAAAUCUGA